AGGAGGAGCCCUAUCAACUUUGUCUAUCUCCCAUUUGUUUUCACGACCCCUCGCGGUGUCGCAAUUGCAAUGUCGAUGUUGCUCACGCGAUCGCGCACCUGUACGAGGCCAUCUUCGUAAGGGCAAAGCUAUUACCGUCGAGAUGUUGCGAGCGCUCCCCGCAGCUGCUGCCCACAGCCGGGUGCAAGAGCCUCUCUUCGCUGGGUUCGAUUUCGAAGAGCGUGCGUUUCGCGAAUUCAAGCAGACCGUCUCGUGCUGCAAUUGUAGAACCAAUUUCGGGAGAUGUGGGAGCUCUCUGAGUGUGGUAUGGGUGGGAAUGGCCGAGAGAGAUGUAGAAGCAACGAGGUUUUCGUCGAGAGGUUUAGGGUUUUGGGUGAGACGGGGUUUAUGGAGACGAAGGUGUUUUGCAGAGUCGGACUCCUUCGGGGAGCUGGAGGAUGUGAGCCCGGUGAGCCUGGAGGGUGUGAGUCUGGCGGAGUUGCUGGCUCAAGUUGGCGCAAGUGAGGGUAGAGACGAGAGUGGGUUGGUUCAGAUCGAGUCCAAUCCGCACCCUUCUUUGCUCCGCCGGUACAGGGAAUUGGAUAAGCCUUUCGAGAGGGGGCGAAGCUUGCCAAUUCCCAUGCCUCACAAAUUGAAUCGACCCAUUCCUAUGCCUCCCUCGCGCCGCAGCUUUCUUCCGCACGGUCCUGUUCCCUCGACCGCGGUGCGGAGAGAUGUGGGGCCUUCUUUGUCAACUAAAUCGGAUACGCUGUCGUACCCUAGGUUGCUUUCGAAAAUUCUGGUAGUGUCGGACGACGAGGUGCGGAUGGUUUUGGAGUUGUGGAAAGGUAGGAGCAGAUGCAAGCGUGGCGCAAUUGCGAAUUUGAUUCUUCAGCUUGGGCGAUGGGAUUCUGCUGGUAAAGCCUUGCAGUUGUUUGCGUGGGUGAGGGAGCAAGGUCGUCUGUGGCCCGACGAUAGUAUUCUGUUGGCUAUUAUACGGGUUGCUCUGGAAUCUCGGAAGCUGACACUCGCAAAUAAAUUCAUGACCAUCUAUGGACCUCUCUCCCCUGAGUCUGCUCUUGUGGCCGCCAGUGUUUAUGUGGAACAGGGUUUCAUUUACGAUGCUUGGAGGAUACUGAAAUCUUUGGAGCAGAGAGGGGUUACUGCAAAUUCCGAAUUGUAUGCGAAGAUGAUUGUGAAAGCUGGAGAGGCAGGUGCUAGAGACAUUGUCGAAGAUAUAGUGGCCGGCCUGUGCUUCAGCUUGGAAGACUGCACUCGGGUGAUGACCGUUUGCAGCAGAUUAGGCUUAGAUGAAGAGGUAGAAGCUCUGUAUCUGCGUUUCUUGGAGCAGGGGUUGAAGCCAAACAUUGUCAUGUUUACGGCGCUGAUGCAGGCUAGAGCUCGAGCAGGUAAUGUGCGUCAGGCGCUGGCUUUGUUCUGGGAAAUGGAGGAACAAGGAGUGAAGCCAGAUCUCGUUGCUUGUCGCGUGAUGAUCCGUCUGUGUGAGAAGGUUGGAGAUCUCAACAAAGCCGUGAAAGUGUAUAAUAAUAUGAGAAUGGCGGGCUUCGUGCCGACCUCGGAUGUGUACAAUGUAAUGAUUAGGCUAUACUGCAAAGAAGGGCGUCUGGCCAAAGUAAAGGAGGUGAUGCGGGAAAUGGAGAUGUGGGGUUGCUCUCCAACCUCGGAUACCAGCAAAAAUCUUCUCUUUGCAGAUCAAUCAGUCAGGUUUAUCAUUCAGCGAAGGUACUCAUCUACCUCCGUAGGAACGCUGGGGAAUUUGCUUCAGUGCGAAUCUGCCACACUUCUGCACUUUUUCUUCUGCAAAAAUGGGUCUGGACUCCGUAAUGCUAUCUCUCAUCCUUUCUUGAUCAUUCUACAUCGCUCUACAACCGAUAGGUAUGAGAUUUUCAAACCAAGAAUGUGACGUCCAUGGAGUGAGAUUGUUGACUUCGUGAUAUGACGCCAGGCCUUGUGAGCGUAUUUCAUGCAAUCACCAGUCAAACAGUGGCAAUUACAUGACGUGAACAAUACACUGCUGAACUCCAAGGAUAUUGUUUGCCGUGGUAGAAUUAGCACUGGCGACGACCCCCAGAAGUUUUUUGUUUGUAUCAAUGGCCAGUCCCAGUGAGUUUCGGUGUCAAAGUUUGGGAUUGAGAUUUUUGCAUUCAAAUGACCACACUGAAAGUGUCACAUGGAAAAUUAUGAGGAACGACGUGGCUGUGUAUCAUAGUACAACAUAGUGUGGAUGUUUGAAGUUGGAAGAAAAUGAAGUCUUCAAGUUAACUCUA
Messenger RNA from Physcomitrium patens, 2267 nucleotides. RefSeq lists its product as uncharacterized. The record is from RefSeq and is a predicted model, not a curated record. Gene Ontology annotation, molecular function: protein binding. NCBI's taxonomy places the organism in Eukaryota, Viridiplantae, Streptophyta, Bryopsida, Funariales, Funariaceae.